AAAAUUAUGGCCUAUCCCUAACCUAGUACACAUAUUACAUUCCGAUGUCCGCCAUCUUGGUUCGCAUACUUCGGGAGCCCCAAAUUUUCUUUCAUUUUUACUUUGUAUUAUUUGGUCAUCCGUAUUUCAGACAUUAAAAUUCAAAUUGAUUUAUCCUAUAUUCAGAUUUGUGUGAUUCUUACUGCCUUCAGUUGUUUAAAGUUUCAUUAUAAAAUUCUAAUCUUUCACAAAAAGUGUGUAUUGUAUAUCGAGGGCCUAAAAUGGAAGGUCAGAAAUUGAAAACGCUGCUUUGUGAAAAGGAGGGAAAACAUAUAAUUUUGUUUUUUAAAAUAUCCAUUGGAAUAUGUUGGUCAAUAUUUUUUCAAACUAUGAUCAGACUCCAAGGAGGCAUUACUUGUGUUGAUGUUGACAUUUCAUAACAAGAAAUAAGUUCUAUAAAAAUACCCAUAUUCAAAUAUUCAAUCUUUUACAUCAUUGAACAGUGACCAGUUACGUCUUAAUUUAACUAUAUUAUACAGGUUUUGCUAAAUAACCUUGAUUGGGUAUCCGAAACUUGUUUUCCAUAUUAAUUGGGUCGAUUUUGCAUAUUUCAACUAAUAUCUCAAGUCUAGUUUUGAAAAUAAUUUUCUUAAAUAUUUUGCCUUUUUCAAUUUGCCAUGUAUCAAAUGUUUAAAUCACAAACAUUAUUGUAGUAUGGUUGAAUGUCCAGUUUUGGCCUUUUACCAGUAAGAGCACCUAUUUUAUUGUAAUAAUUUCAAAAUCGAAGAGUUUCAACGAAUAGAUACCAUAUAAUUUUUAUUAAUCAGCCAACUAAUAACAAUUGUUAUAUAUUAUUAUAGAAAUUCACCGUGCAUUAAAUGUGCUAUAAUAGCAGCGAAUAACUGGGGAAUAUUAAACCCGAUUUGAUAAAGAACUUUCACAUAUGCCUGAUGCCCUGCCAUCAUUUUGCUUUAUUCUUUAGAAAAGUUAUGAUAUGACUAGCUUGGAAUUGAUCAUGACUGAUAUUGUUUUGUUGUAGAAUAAAAUGAGUCAAUGGAUCUAAAGCGUGAAUGUGGAAAUAAAAGUCCUGUUCAUGUAAUUCAGUCUUAGUUCAGCUAUUGUAUUAUACAAUAAUUUCAACUUCUAUUUUUUUUUUUUUCAAUCAAUUUAUAAAGUGCCCCAAUUUUCGACAAUAUUCACAAACUUAUUAUGCAGAAUUAUGUUAUUUUAGGUACCGUAAUCAGUAUAUCCAAUCUGAGUGAUAGAUUCUCUAUCGUGUGUCAAAUCUCACUACCGAUACUACUGGUAUAUUCACGGCCAUUUAGGUCUAUCUACCGUAUUUUCCAGCGAAUAAGUCGCUUUUCUAGACUCAAAUUUUUAGCCUGAUUUUGAGGGGGUCGUCUUGUUAGGCGAGUAUGAUAAUUUUUUUGGUGUAGCCUUAUUAUUCCAUUCGUACCAUAAAAUACCAAUUACCUUCGGAGAGAGCAUCCCCACGUCCUCAUCAUUGCCAUGUUAUUUUAGAUCGGUGAUGUUCGUAUAUGGUGGACGCAAUCGCGAGUUAGGUUGAUCAUAAUUAGAUAGAAAUUGAAAGCCAUUCUGAAUUCUCGUAGAUGUUAUGGAUUGUAUAUUCCCUAAAAGAAAAAGUCAUUAUAGGCUAUUUUAACCUAUGCGCAAACGCGGUGACCGCUCAAAUGGUUCUGCAUGGUAAAUUAAGAUCCCGAUGUUGAUGCAAAACCCCCAUUUUUCAGGCUUAAAAAUGGCCCCGUCUUAUUUACCGUGUAGACUUAUUCGCUGGGAAAUACAAUAAUUGAAUUUUCAAAAAUUUCAUUUCAGUAAAAAAAAAUUGUUCUUGAUGUAAAAUUUCCCCUGCAUUUUUAGUUUAGAAUUAUAUUGAUAACAAUAUUUCUUUUAAUUAAAUUUUGUUUAUCAUUGAUAUUCAAUACUGUAUAUAUAUAUAUAUAAAUAUUCUUUAUUUUCAGUCUUCUAAAGUUGUAUUUGCAUUUCUUUGUUAAAUAAACAGAAAAUUCAAAAGAAUUUCUACGUUAUUUCAUUGAAUCACACUGCAUCUUUUCUUCCAUCAUUUGAAAUUUCAUUUAGGAAAUAAAACCUUAGAUUUUGUGCUUUACACUCUUUUAUUGAGCUAAACCAUUUCAUUCUGAUUGAUAAUUUACAUUUUAAAAAUUUUAGUAUAAUAUGUUUUGAAUUGAAUAUUCAAACUACUUUGACAGCUGUCUCACGUCAGUGGGAAUUUGCCUUGACAAUAGCUUGAUAAGUAUUUUUGUACCAGCAGGCACAUCAAGUAGUCAACAGCGACUCAAAUUUUAAACAAGUUUCAUUCUCAUCUGGCUUUCUGUUUUUCUUUCUUGCGCACUCCUUUUGAGAAAAAAUUUAUGGAAUUUUUUUCGUUGAAUUCUGAAAUUGGCAAAUUUUUGGAAAGUGUAUUUUUGAAACAAUGCAUUUUUAAAAAUCAGUCAUAUGACAGUAGAUCAUGUGCUGGGCACAAAAUUUAGACAAUCCACUUGCUCCACUCAUAUUUAUAGUAUAUGUGUAUAAUUUUCUUUGUUUACAUAAUAAUGAUUAAUAUCAUGUACUGUUGUUCACAUUUUCUUGUUUUUUCGUCUUUGAAUUUUUGUUUUUGAGAAAGGAAAAUAUUCUUUAAUUCUAUACCAUUACAUUGGAACAUUUUUUGGUAAUUUUUUUUUUGUUAUAGAUGUUUGUUAUGAUGAUAGACUAGGUCAUAUUAAUAAAAGUAGUCAUGUCAAAUAAAAACAAGCAUCAAAGCCUUGUCUUCAAAGGACAGCAUUCUCCAGCCACCGCAUAUCUUCUCUCUGUUUUGGAAAAUAAGACAAAGGAGGAUACAUAUCAUGUUGGUGCAGGUGAUGUAGAAAGAGUUACAGCUGCAUUCGCUGCUUUAUCAGAGAUUUUACCUCAUUGUGGAGUUUAUUCACCUGUGCUUAAACUAGUUAAAGAAGAAUUAUACAGUGCAGUUUACAGUGACACAUACACCGCAUCUAAAAAACAAACUGAUGAACAAAACAGGAAGGAAAAUGUUACUCAACAAUCGAGGAAGCUGGAUCGUGUCCCUUACUUUGUUCUUCUUAAGAGAUUGCAAGAACAAAGGAAUGAAACAGCUGAAACGUUGCAAAUUCAGGUUCAGACUAUUCAAUCCAGAUUAAUGAAUUCUGAGGAUUUAAUUCAACAGAAAAAGGAUGAAAUUGAAAUGCUGAAUAGUCAGCUAGAAGACGUUAAUAAACAAUUAGAAAAUACAAAAACUGAAUUGAACAACAAAGUUGAAGAAAUAGUGGCGCUCGAUUCUAAAAUAGUGGAAAAUGAAGAAGAGGCGAACAAUAAACUUCAGGAAUUAGCUGAGGAAAUGAAUCUGUUACUUGGAAAGAAACAACAACUGCAAGAUGAAAACAAUGUCUUGCGACCAUAUAAAAUGAAUUACGACACCUUGAAAGAUACAUUCGAUCUUCCACCUGAUAAACGUCCGAAACGAGGUUUCAGAAGACCUAUUCUUGCAACUAAAAAAACUCAACUUUUAUCGUCAAUUGAGGCAGCUUCUAAACUGGAACAACAGAUUCUUGAGAUCCAGAACAAAACUUUAGAAGAACAUGACAAAUAUUUAGAAGAAGUAAAAGACAAAUUAGCUGGCAAGAAAUUCUCAGAUAAUGCUAAUGAUCCCAACUACUACACCGAGGAACUCAUGCUGGAAAACUUGGGCGAUGAGAUGACUGCAAGAAAACAAAAUUUUCAGAGGUUGGUUUCAGGAAUGGUCGUUGAGUUGGAAUUAAUUCGUGCUCAUCGUGAGGCUCUUCAGAGUGAACUCACUCAACUUGAGCAGGUUGAGAUGGGUGCUAGAGCGGUGGCUGACGGAGAUGGAAGUGUCGGGGGUGGCACUAUUGUUCCGUCAUCCAUGGCAGGACGACCAGGAAGCAGCAGGAUGAUGUUGUUUGAUGACAAUAAAAAGAAUGGAAGAGAUUCUCAGUUGUCACUCGGAGAAAGUGGUUUAGAAGAAGACAACACAAAAUUAACGGAUCCAUCUACUGAUCCUUUCAAUCCCCAAGAGAGAGUUCUCAGCAAAUAUUCUGCGAUGAUUUACACUUCUAUCAAUUCUGGAAAAAGUUUUGAUGAAAUCAACUGUGCGAAAUUUUGUAUAAGUUGCGGAGAAAAAACAGCAAUUUGUCCUCACAAAGUAACAAAAGAAGAUAUGAUAAUUAAGUUACCAAGAGGAUGUACUCAUGUUAAAGUGUCUCGUCCUCAAGUUAGGAUUGCUAUAUCGGUAUCUCAACAAGGAGUGCCUCAAACAGCAAGUACAAUGUAUCCAGGCAGAGCAGGAGCUGAUACUUGGCUUUCUACAAGACCUGAACCUCAUGGAUGGGAUGCAUCUGGUGAUUGGGUGAUAGAAGAAGAAACGAGGCAGCAAUUGGCAGCACUGUGGGAUGAUUUUAAAAGUCGUACUGGGACAGAAAGGUACCUGCUUCCUGCAUCUCGUGAUCUAUCUCAUGCUAGAGUUUUAUCUCUCAUUGAGCAGUUAUAUGCAAGUGUGGUUUGGCAGGAUGAUCAUCAAGCUAUGGAUGACGAUGAUGACAGCUUAGGAACCAUAAAAGACUACAUGUACAAUUUUAUAUCAGAACGAUACCAAGAAAAUGAAAUCACUCCAAUGGCAACUUUUGAUUUUCUUGCUGGUGUCAUAAAAUAUGCUACACAUGAUAAGGUGAUUCAGAUGUUUGGGCAGGUCACUGCUGGUAAUAUAGAUGGAUCCAUUGCAAGGUAUAUUCAUCUGAUUGCCGAUUUAAUUGACAUCGUACAGUGGGAAGAAGUCAAAGAUUUUGCGGAAUUUUCACAAGCCGUCUAUCCAUUCCUUCCUGAAGAAGAUAUAGAUCAAUUUGUUGUUGAAUACACUGCAUUCAGUGAAAAUAAAAUAUCAAAAUCUCUAUUGAUGGAUUAUUUUGUUCAUAUUGUUCUGAAGAAUAAAGAACCAAGAAUUCAGGAAGCAGAAAGCAAGUUGUCAUCAAUACAAGUGACGAAGGCAGGUUUCAUGCAAAUGUCUGAAUUCGUCAAUAGUAUGGAAUAUGUUGCUCCUUUAACUAACGAACAACUUUGGAGGAAACUGAUGAAAGAGACAUUCAAGCUGCAUAAACAUGGAGAUGCUCCGAUAUCCAGUUUAGCAGGUAUUGCUGCGUAUGUUUCCCUUGUACAAGUUGUGCCUUUACUGAAAGAUCAACUUGUUAAGAAGAUUGAAAAAGCAAGAGAGUUAAGGAGAAAUGAAGUUGGAACAAAAUUGCAGGCUUCUACUCAGUUGGUGUCGGAGACGGUUCGUUUGGUUACAAUGAAUGAAAUGAAGCAACUGGGAUUCAAUGUAUCGAGACAAAGACAAGCUGGCACUCGACAACUAGAUAAUGAGUUUGAUGAUUUUUACUGGCAAUCUAGACCAGAUACUCAAGAAAGUAUGGCGUAGAUGGAUAAUGUAUAUACUUGUGAACUCCUAUAGUAAUUUACCUUUGAAACUAAAUGUUUGUUUACCUAGUCCAAAUACUUCUGCAUUUUAGUUAAUUGUGGUUUAUUUUUAAUUAUAAAAAUAUGAGAUGAGUUUUAUAAUAUUUCACUGUUUUUACAGCACUGUGUUUUUUUAUUCCAUAGUAUAGAUUUAUUUUUGUAUCAAACCUGAUGAUAAUGAUCUUUAUUUGCUGUGAUGUUUAAAUUUAUAUCAUGUUGAAAUAUAUAUUAGUAGAUUAAAGGUGUUUAGAGACACGGUCAAUGUGUGGGAAUUACAGCAGUUUGGAGUCGUAUUUGAACUCUCUUGUGUCAGGAUUUCGGACAUUUCAUGGGGAUAAUCACAGUCAAAAUUUCUUGCAUAGCCUUAAAAGUUAUGCUAACUAAGCCUUUCCCAGCAGUUUAAUAAAAAUGCUGUUUUGAUGCUAGACUUUCUUGGUGCUGGCGAUGCGCUCGUCAUGGCACCUCUGAUUAUCAUGCGUCGACUUUCAAACUCUAGGAGUGAUUACGGUAUGUGCGAGAGAAUUGCUGCACUCCUCGCCGUCUAAGUCGAUAUUUGCUUCAGUCUGAAGUCCGAGUCAAAUCUGAAAUGAUUCCAAAUUUUUACGGUGCCGAUCGAAAGACUACAGGUUGAAUUGAACAAAACCAUUUUUCAAUAUUUUCUAAAUUUAUCGGUGCACAUUCUCAUAUUAUUGCAAACAAAUAAAUCUACCUUAGUGAAUUUGAAUAAAGUACAUAUUCCUCUUGUAUUUCAGAACUU
Messenger RNA from Styela clava, 6235 nucleotides. RefSeq lists its product as uncharacterized. Lineage: Eukaryota; Metazoa; Chordata; Ascidiacea; Stolidobranchia; Styelidae. The record is from RefSeq and is a predicted model, not a curated record.